GGAGCUGCAGCGACCGUCCCCACGGCGCCCCGGGGGCUGUCAGCAGGGCCUGAGCCGGCGAGAGGGGUCUGCGCCCGGAUCUCCAGCCUGAGAGGCCGGGCACAAGGCAUGGCAUGAGCUUCGGGAGACGGUGCUGGAGAGAGACCCGUGGAAGAUGUCGAACCCGAGAAACGGCGACACCAAGCCCCCAUGUUUGCCCCGCAAUGGACUGGUGAAGAUCCCCACGCAACCCAACGGCCUCGGCUCAGCCAGCAUCACCAAAGGCACCCCCGCCGUGAAAAACCGCCUGUGCCAGCCUUCCUCCGUGCCUGCCAUCCUCAGCCCAGCCUUAGCCCACCGCAGCGACCUGCCCAUCCCCAGCCUGGCCUCCCCGCUCUCCUUGGCCGCUCUGGCCGGCGUCUCCUCCCCUCCCGGCGCUUCCUUGGUGGGACUGAACACGAGCGAAGGCUCGGAGCAGCCCUCGCCGGAGAGGCUGCCCGGCUCGCCCUCGGAAAGGCAACUGGCGGUGGACGAGAAGAUCCUCAACCGCUUGUUCUGGUACUUUUCGGCGUGCGAGAAGUGCGUGCUGGCGCAGGUGUGCAAGGCGUGGCGGCGGGUGCUCUACCAACCCAAGUUCUGGGUGGGUUUGACACCCGUCCUGCACACCAAAGAGCUCUACAACGUCCUGCCUGGCGGCGAGAAGGAGUUCGUCAGCCUGCAGGGCUUCGCUGUCCGCGGCUUCGACGGCUUCUGCCUCGUGGGCGUCUCCGACCUGGACAUUUGUGAGUUCAUUGAUAACUACCCCCUCUCCAAGAAGGGGGUCAAGUCCAUGAGCCUUAAGAGGUCGACCAUCACAGACGCGGGGUUAGAGGUGAUGCUGGAGCAGAUGCAGGGCGUGGUACGGCUGGAGCUGUCGGGCUGCAACGACUUCACGGAGGCCGGGCUGUGGUCCAGCCUCAACGCCCGCAUCACGGCGCUGAGCGUCAGCGACUGCAUCAACGUGGCCGACGACGCCAUCGCCGCCAUCUCGCAGCUCCUGCCCAACCUCACCGAGCUCAACCUGCAAGCCUACCACGUGACGGACACGGCGCUCGCCUACUUCACCGCCAAGCAAGGCUACACCACCCACACCCUCCGCCUCAACUCCUGCUGGGAGAUCACCAACCACGGCGUGGUCAACAUGGUCCACAGCCUGCCCAACCUGAGUGUCCUCAGCCUCUCGGGCUGCUCCAAGGUGACAGAUGACGGCGUGGAGCUGGUGGCAGAGAACCUGCGGAAGCUGCGCAGCCUCGACCUCUCCUGGUGCCCUCGCAUCACCGACAUGGCCCUGGAGUACAUCGCCUGCGACCUGCACAAGCUGGAGGAGCUGGUGCUCGACAGGUGCGUGCGGAUCACCGACACCGGCCUCAGCUACCUGUCCACCAUGUCAUCCCUGCGGAGCCUCUACCUGCGCUGGUGCUGCCAGGUGCAGGAUUUUGGCCUGAAGCAUCUCCUGAGCAUGGGCAGCCUGCGCCUCCUCUCGCUGGCUGGCUGCCCCUUGCUGACCACCACGGGGCUGUCGGGGCUGGUGCAGCUGCAGGAGCUGGAGGAGCUGGAGCUCACCAACUGUCCCGGGGCCACCCCGGAGCUCUUCAAGUACUUCUCCCAGCACCUCCCGUGCUGCAUGGUGAUCGAGUAGCCCCGGAUCCGGCCGCCCCGCUCCCGCGCCCACCCCGCCGCCACCCCAUCUGACAUCGCCCACCCCACUUCUUUCCGUCUGCUGGGGGACGUGAAAGACGCCAUCGAUUACAACCGACCCCAGACACACACCACACACCCACCCCCCCCACCCCCCCCUCCAUAUCGACACCCCCGAGGGACGCGGGGCUCCGGGGGGAGAUGGGGGACGGCAUCAUCCCUCGCCGGAGCCCUCCUGGGGUACCCUGUAAAUUCCCCCCACGCCGCCGCCGUUGCCUGUCCUCCUCCCGGUGCGCUGCCAACUCCUUCCGGACAGAUGAACAGACAUCAUGGAAACCCAAAGCGGGAAGGCGACGGCGGCCUGCCCCACCCUCACCGCAUCCUGCCCCCACCCCGGUGCCAAGAUGGCACGUGGCCCUGCCGCUAAGGGUGUUCCUGGGGACCAAAGGAUGCUCCCAGGGAUGGGCGAGAGGAGGAUGCUUAUUUUUGGUGCCCACGGGUGGCAGCAGAGGUUGGAUGGGUCCCCUCGCACCCCCCCAGAGUGGGUCACUGAGCCAACCCCCCAUGCUGCGUGUCCCCCCUCUUCCCCCCCCCAGCCCCUGGCCCUGCCCUCAGGGUGCCUGGCGCUUUCUCCUGGUGAAUAGGAUGUUUUUCUCCACCCGCCCACCCGCCCGCCCUAGCAUGCUCGCUUGCUUCAGUCUUGUGGUACGGCAGGCUCCGGGGUACCUGGGGGGGAUGGUGACAAGUGACAGCCCUCACUCAGCCCCUCCAUACAGCUUCGCCCUGGCCAGAUCCUGCCCCAGGAGCCGGGCUCUCCCGGCAAGCAUCCCACCUCAUCCUGGGGAUCCCGCUGCACCCUGAUUUACGUGAGGUCGGUGGGGCGAUGCUGCUCCCCGUGGGAUGCCAGUGCCGGGGAGUGACCCGUCCAGCUUGGGUGGGACAUCCCGGGGGACCAGGGCCAGGUCUAAGCCACCGUCGGGCAACUGGUGGCCCAGAGUGAAAGUGGGAGGUGGCACCCAGGACACGCUGCCACCGCCGCCGCUCUUUCCAGCUGGAAAGCCAUCGCCCCGAUGCCAGCAGCAAGCGGGGGGCUGGGGGGACCCCCGAGCUGAGCCAAACCGGGCACAGGGCUGGGGUGCCCACGGGGACCCGGCGCAGGAGGGGGCUCGGUGGCCGUCCCCGGGGCAUCGCCCACUGCCACACCAGCUGCCCACACGGCCCCGGGAGGAGCGUGGGCACGGACACGGACACGGGCACGGACAUGGGCACGGACACGGACACAGACACGGACACGCUUUCGGUUUGUUUUGCCUUUGUACCGGCCGGGAAGGAACUGCUGCACCACC
Molecule: messenger RNA, 3002 nt
Organism: Tyto alba (common barn owl)
Lineage: Eukaryota; Metazoa; Chordata; Aves; Strigiformes; Tytonidae
Gene: FBXL16
Product: F-box and leucine rich repeat protein 16
Exons: 7
Coding region: 155-1657 (500 amino acids)
Biological process (GO): SCF-dependent proteasomal ubiquitin-dependent protein catabolic process
Cellular component (GO): SCF ubiquitin ligase complex
Molecular function (GO): protein binding
Source: RefSeq, a predicted model, not a curated record